Molecule: messenger RNA, 426 nt
Organism: Equus quagga
Lineage: Eukaryota; Metazoa; Chordata; Mammalia; Perissodactyla; Equidae
Gene: ATP5MF
Product: ATP synthase membrane subunit f
Exons: 4
Coding region: 57-323 (88 amino acids)
Biological process (GO): proton motive force-driven mitochondrial ATP synthesis
Molecular function (GO): proton-transporting ATP synthase activity, rotational mechanism
Source: RefSeq, a predicted model, not a curated record
CUCCUUUCCCAGCAGGCCUCGCGCGGCCCGGCACAGCGGACACCCAGGACUCCAAGAUGGCGUCAGUCGUACCAUUGAAGGAGAAGAAACUCAUGGAAGUCAAACUAGGGGAGCUGCCAAGCUGGAUAUUGAUGCGGGAUUUCACCCCUAAGGGCAUUGCUGGAGCGUUUCAAAGAGGUUACUACAGGUAUUACAAUAAGUAUAUCAAUGUGAAGAAAGGGAGUGUCGCUGGGAUUUCUAUGGUGCUGGCAGCUUACGUGCUUUUCAACUACUGCCGUUCUUACAAGGAGCUCAAACACGAGCGGCGGCGCAAGUACCACUGAAGAGGGCCCAGUGUGGAGGCGCACUCUGCAUUCCUGACCGUGACCUUUGCCCGGCACCCCGAGCCCUUUCAUAUCCUGAGAACCCAAUAAAAGAUGACUGGUA